AUGGUCGAGGAGAUGCUCAUUGCUAGAGUUCACGUACACGUGAAAGUCCUGCAGCGUCACCACCCGGGCUAUCGCGAUAUUGUUGUGAGCCAGAAUCGCCUGCAACGGAUUCCUCUUGAUGGCAGCAUAGUUGCUUCCAUUGCCAGCCAAGUGGCUGACAUACCUGACGGCGAAGUCCCCCAGGGCCCCGUUGAGGAGGUUGUGGAAGAGGACCCAAGCGAUGCCGAUGCAUCAGCGAUCCCGAAUUUGCAGGUCACUGAUACCGAAUUGAAUGCUCUGCAGUCCCGAUUUCUUGAUGGGACCCCUAACCCUGAGCGCAUGACUGAUCUGGAGUAUAUGCCGCGUAGCGCGCAGGCUCACCACCAGAUGCCACUGCCUUCCAUUCGCAGGACCCCUAUCGACGAAUUCAACCGUUCUCAGCCGCUUUUAUCGCUUGCGUUCCCUACCCUCUACCCCGACGGCAAGGCCGACUUCGUGGAGCCUCGCCUACGGAGCAUCACGUACCAGGACUACCUUGCCCACGCGAUGAGAUGGCAUGACGGACGUUUUGCCCGCCAUAAGACGUGGCCUUUCGUCGCCCUCAACACGAUGUUACGUGCGCAGGUCCGAAAGAGAAGUGACUACUUCGUCAAGCAACGCGACAGCCGCCGUCAACCCCUUACACGCGCCGACCUAGAGGAAGCGAUGGCUGGGCCUGACGAGCCGGAGGCUCAGGCGCUGAUCCAGUCAAUCACGCGCCAAGCCGCGGUAAUCAGGGCACCCGGCCAUAUUGCCGAUUACCACUGGGAAUCCCUAUACCGUCAUAUGCCUCGAUUUGACGAGUGGCAAGCAGCUCCUGAGGCGGCGCGGAUGGCUCUAUCCCGGCAACUGCUACGAGACAACGCCCAUAUUGCUGCUUACCACUUCUAUAAACGUUAUACGCUGUUUAGGACUAUUGUCCUGAAGCAGAAGUUCAACCUAACGGACUCUUGGGGCCGCUACGAGUGGGGCGAGCGGAACGAUGGCCAGAUUAACCAUUACAACCGCUUGCUUACCGUUGCGUGGCUAGCCAAUACAGACGUUUCACCCUGCACGAGUCUACAGCAGGUAAUCGAUUACGCGGCCAAAUACUGCUCAAAGUCGGAAAAGAAGAGCGAGUCUUUUGCCCAGAUCGGGAAGGCCCUGAUGCCCCGGGUCAAGGACCACAACCCCCUUAUUUCUUUCACGUCAAAGCUCCUCAAUCAGCUAGUUGCUGAGCGGGAUUACUCGAAGCAGGAGGUCAGCCACUUGCUCCUCGGCCUGCCGUUACAGGAAGGCUCACGAACCUGCCUGUACGUUGACUGCCGUAAUCCUGACAGGCAUUCCCGCUUCCUCCGUAUUGACGGCGAUGAGGUUGAAGAGGCCCCCAACGUUUACGAAAAGUACACUCAACGCCCGGAAGCCCUAGCGGACCUAUGCUAUGUCUCCUUCCUCAAGUGCUGGAAUUUCCGUCCUAGGGACCCUUCCAAGUGGAAGCAAUGGCAGCCAGGCAACGUUAACGGCAGGCCUCGUGUCACCACAGUCAUGGUGAUGACCAUUACGGUCGGCCAAAAGAGGCUCGAUUACAGCCCCAAGAUGAUCAAUAUGAGGCUCUGCCUGUGGAGGAAGAAUUUGACGACGAAGACUGGAUUCGCCUCGCCGCCCUUUUACCUGGGAACCCCCUUACCCAGGAAGAUCUUGACCUUCUUGGCCGCCGCGAUAUCGACGUCAAUUACGACUGGACACGGCAUCCACCCCAUGGCCAACGAUGUGGAGGUCCUUGGCCCUCACUGGCGUAAUACGCUGAAUCCGCAACAACGACUCGUGUACGACACGUUCAUGGGUCACUUCCAGGCGCAAAAUCCUACUCAAAUCCUUCUCCACGUUGAUGGUGGUGGUGGCACCGGCAAGUCGUUCCUUAUCAAGUCCCGCCUACGGCACGUCAAAUACCUCGUGAUCGAUGAAAAGAGCAUGCUGGGGAUUGAGCAGCUCGCGCGGAUCGAUUCCCGUCUGCGACAGGCCUUUUCACAGCGUAGCCUCGAGUUCUUUGGUGGUAUGAGCGUCUUGCUUGUGGGCGAUUUCUUCCAGUUACCACCAGUCCGGCAAAAGCCCCUGUAUUCGACUAGCACCAGCCUGUCUGCGUUGGAAAGGAGAGGGCAUGUGGCCUACCGGUUAUUUGACCGCACCGUCUUCCUGACCACGGUACAGCGCCAGGCUGGUGAUGAUCAGGCCCGGUUCCGUCAGGCGUUGCAGGAACUGCGUGAAGUCAAGUUAUCCAUACCGUCCUGGAACCUCCUUAGCAGUCGGGUACAGGCCAGGCUAACGCAGAGCGAGGUUGACAGCUUCAAGGCCGCUUUGCGGGUGUAUUCUACAAGGGCGCGGGUGGAGGCAAAGAAUCAGGGCAAGGGCGCGGGGCAGGCACCAAGCGACAAUGCUGGCAAUCUAUCUAACAAGUUCCCCAUUGCUAAGGGCGCCAGGGCGCCGAGCCAUGGAAGAUCCCCGGCCGUUAUUAUGGUGGACUUUGAUAGCUACGACGGACCGCCAUAUCUAACAACUAACGAGGGCAGGAAAAUCUCACCCAUCCUCCCAGUCAGGCGAGACUUCCUUGUGGGCAACGAGACCUGCGCUCGCACGCAGUUUCUCAUGGUGGCGUUUGCCAUCACUGUUCACAAAUGCCAGAGCCUAACGAAGGAUCAAAUAGUUACUGAUCUCGCUACACGCGACUUCCAGGCCGGGAUUAGCUAUGUUGCUGUCUCACGGGUUACGUCGCUGCAAGGCUUACUCCUCGAGGCGCCUUUCGAUCGUCAGAGCCUCUAUAACCACACGCCGACGGAAGGGAUGAAGAUGCGCCUCGCUGACCAACAACGGCGUCAGGGUCAACAGCUGACCGACGCACCAUAUACACCACGCUACCUUGACUAA
Hirsutella rhossiliensis is the source of this 2919-nucleotide messenger RNA. RefSeq names its product PIF1-like helicase domain-containing protein. Gene Ontology annotation, biological process: telomere maintenance; DNA repair. NCBI's taxonomy places the organism in Eukaryota, Fungi, Ascomycota, Sordariomycetes, Hypocreales, Ophiocordycipitaceae. The coding region runs from base 1 to 2919 and encodes 972 amino acids. Gene Ontology annotation, molecular function: DNA helicase activity. The record is from RefSeq and is a predicted model, not a curated record. The transcript has 10 exons.